ACGGUCGGCUUAGGACCACAGCUUGGUGGAGAAUAGCUCAAAAGUGUUACAGUUGGAUAAAAUUGAAAGUUUAUAAAAAUAAGUCUUAAGUGCUUAAAAGACCUAAACAUAUAUAUAAUUUUCUUAAAAAAAGUCUAACAAAUGCUUUGAAAAAAGUACUUUCUGUCGAACAGUUAACAUUUAAAUCAAAAUUGUUUAAAUUAAAAUUUGUUUCUCAUUCGAAAUAACAAUUUUUCCAAAUGUGCAACGUUUUACGGUUUUUGAGAAUUUUGUACACCUUACGCAACAUUGUGUGAUUUAUUUUUGUUCGUAAAAUUUAUGUAUAUUUGACAAUAAUACGAUGUGCGUAAAAGCGACAUUCUGAAAAUGCUUCCAGAAUAGCUAUAAUUUGACGUUAGAAAAUAAAGAUUUAGAGUGCGGCGUCGACGAAGGAGAGGACAUCGCCUUGGCGAUGUCACCGACCGGACAGAUAGCUAAGACACCAACACCACGUGACGAAGCAGAUAGUGACGAUCAGCGUGAGACAUGGAGCGGCAAAGUCGAUUUUUUACUAUCAGUUAUUGGAUUCGCAGUCGAUUUAGCAAACGUUUGGCGAUUUCCAUAUUUAUGCUACAAAAAUGGCGGUGGCGCUUUUCUGGUACCGUAUUGUAUUAUGUUGCUAGUAGGUGGUAUACCAUUAUUUUACAUGGAGUUAGCAUUGGGCCAACAUAACCGUAAGGGUGCCAUUACAUGUUGGGGACGUUUAGUGCCGUUAUUUAAAGGAAUCGGUUAUGCAGUGGUGCUGAUUGCUUUUUAUGUUGAUUUCUAUUACAAUGUUAUAAUCGCUUGGAGUUUACGUUUCUUCUUCGCCUCAUUCACAAAUAAUCUGCCCUGGACGUCGUGUACGAAUCCAUGGAACUCAGACUAUUGCAAACCGUUUGAAGUUCAACAAAAUACAAUCGUUCCCAUGCAACCCACCAUUCAACCGCUAAAUAUAUCUAUGAACUUCACCGAUUUCGCAUUUGACAAUCAGUCCGUAUUGAGUUACAACGAAAAUAAAACUUUGGAAAGUACAACGACAACAGAGCGAUUUCAUUCCGCAGCAUCCGAAUAUUUCAACCGCUAUAUACUGGAAUUGAAUCGCAGUUCAGGAUUAGAUGACCUCGGCCCAAUUAAAUGGGAUAUGGCCGUUUGCUUGCUAGUCGUCUAUCUCAUCUGUUAUUUCUCCUUGUGGAAAGGCAUUAGCACGUCUGGUAAGGUUGUGUGGUUCACGGCGCUCUUUCCGUAUUGUGUGCUGUUGAUAUUGCUCAUACGUGGCAUUACACUGCCUGGAUCCGCCAUGGGUAUAAAAUACUAUUUGAAUCCAAACUUUGACGCUAUCUACAAAGCGGAUGUGUGGGUAGAUGCGGCGACACAGGUGUUCUUCUCAUUGGGACCUGGUUUCGGUGUGCUUUUGGCGUACGCGUCAUACAAUAAAUACCACAAUAAUGUCUACAAAGACGCGCUACUAACGAGCUGCAUCAAUUCGGCUACCAGUUUCAUUGCUGGCUUUGUGAUAUUCUCCGUGCUUGGCUAUAUGGCCCACACAUCUGGACAAAAUAUUGAAGAUGUCGCCACCGAGGGUCCGGGUUUGGUAUUCGUCGUUUAUCCAGCAGCCAUUGCCACAAUGCCGGGCAGCACUUUUUGGGCUUUGAUAUUUUUCAUGAUGCUUCUAACCUUGGGUUUAGAUAGUUCCUUUGGCGGUUCUGAGGCCAUUAUAACGGCUUUAAGUGAUGAAUUUCCAAAGAUCGGCAAGAAUCGUGAGAUCUUCGUUGCCAUUCUCUUCUCGCUCUACUUCAUUGUGGGCUUGGCCAGCUGCACUCACGGUGGUUUCUAUUUCUUUCAAUUACUGGAUCGCUAUGCCGCUGGUUACUCAAUACUUGUAGCGGUGUUCUUCGAGUCAAUCGCGGUGUCGUGGAUUUACGGCACAAAUCGCUUUUGCGAAGAUAUACGCGACAUGAUCGGCUUUCCACCAGGCAAAUACUGGCAAAUUUGUUGGCGCUUUGUAGCGCCACUUUUCUUACUCUUCAUUAUAGUUUAUGGGCUGAUCGGUUAUGAACCGUUAACAUAUGAAGACUACACAUACCCAGUGUGGGCCAAUACGUUGGGUUGGUGUAUAGCGGGCUCCUCGGUGAUGAUGAUACCGGCGGUGGCUAUUAUCAUGAUGCUCAAAACACCGGGCACCAUCAAGCAGCGCUUAAAAAUACUCACCACACCUUGGCGCGAUCAGCAAGUCUCAGUUAACGGUGUGACGGCGGAGGCAACACAAGUGCGGCUCACCGACGCCAAAGAGGGUGCUGAGGUCUGAGAUCAGCCAUUUGCAAGAUUCAAAGUGUAUUAUGUGUGAUUCUGUUGCACCAUUUUUGCAAUAGUUAAGCGGAAAGUCUGCUAUAUUAUUAAAGUUCUUGUGUUUUUUGCCAAAAUUGUGUCCCGUACACAUUUAUACAUAUAUACUAUAUAUGUAUGUAUUUACCUGCGUAUGUAAUUUGAUCACUAGUUAAUGUUCACAUGAAAUUAGGGAAUUAGUUUUUAAGUAUUUGAUAGUGUAUAAAAGUAAAUAAAUGAAUUGUUAGUAGUGUAAUUAGAAAAUAACCACAAAUUUUGUACACUUAUACAAAUGCAAAUUUCACAAACAACGUAAUUUACUUAGGUUUCGCUGGCAUACAGACUCGUAUGAAAGCUGCACAGCAAGCAAAAAGCUGCAAACAAUCAUUGCAAUACUUACAAGCCAAAAUGCAUACAUAUGUAUUGGUGCAUGUAGUGGCAUAUAGGCAGUGAGAGACCCCAACCAGAAAACUGUUUGUACUUAUAUAUAUAAAUUAAGUACAUAUGUACAAGUGUGUACAUAAAUAUAAGCAUGCAUGUGUAAAUGCUUGAGUCUAAAGAAAAUAUGGAAAUUAUGUAUGUAAGUGCAUUUGUUGUUGCAGUUGUAGUUUAUAACAUUAUAAAAACUCAUUAAUACAAACUUCUGUAUAUACAUACGUACAUGUAUGUAGUAAAAAUGUAUGAUUUUUAAGAUGCUGUGUAGAUAAUAUUAGAAUUGAAAGGUUGGAACGUGCCGAGUUACAGGUGUUACAAUAAUAAAUAAUAAAAAAAUUAAAAUGGUUUACAAUAACAAAUAUGUAU
Molecule: messenger RNA, 3144 nt
Organism: Bactrocera neohumeralis
Lineage: Eukaryota; Metazoa; Arthropoda; Insecta; Diptera; Tephritidae
Gene: DAT
Product: sodium-dependent dopamine transporter
Exons: 10
Coding region: 452-2326 (624 amino acids)
Biological process (GO): sodium ion transmembrane transport; dopamine uptake involved in synaptic transmission
Cellular component (GO): presynaptic membrane; neuron projection; neuronal cell body membrane
Molecular function (GO): dopamine:sodium symporter activity
Source: RefSeq, a predicted model, not a curated record